AGACUCUCGACACCACUCGACCCCACACAAUCUUAAACAGAACAACCACAGCCAUCAUCCAUCAUGGGCAGCAUCGAUAUCCCCUCUGAACAGUGGGCGCAGGUCGUCGAAAAGACCGGCGGACCCGUCGUCUACAAGAGAAUCCCCGUCCAGAAGCCCGGCCCCGAUGAGGUCCUCGUCAACAUCAAGUACUCGGGCGUCUGCCACACCGAUCUCCACGCCAUGAUGGGCGACUGGCCGCUCGACACCAAGCUGCCCCUGGUCGGCGGCCACGAGGGCGCGGGCGUCGUCGUCGCCCGCGGCGAGCUCGUCAAGGACAUCCAGAUUGGCGACUACGCCGGCAUCAAGUGGCUCAACGGGUCGUGCCUCAGCUGCAACUACUGCAUGAACGGCGACGAGCCCCUGUGCCACAAGGCCCUGCUGUCGGGCUACACCGUCGACGGCACGUUCCAGGAGUACGCCAUCGCAAAGGCGGCGCACGUCGCCCGCAUCCCCAAGGAGUGCGACCUCGAGAGCGUCGCGCCCAUCCUGUGCGCCGGCAUCACCGUCUACAAGGGCCUCAAGGAGUCGCUCGCCCGCCCCGGCCAGACCAUUGCCGUCGUCGGCGCCGGCGGCGGCCUCGGCAGCAUCGCCCUGCAGUACGCGAAAGCCAUGGGCCUGCGCUCCAUCGCCAUCGACGCCGGCGACGAGAAGCGCGACCUGUGCAUGCGCCUCGGCGCCUCCGCCUUUGUCGACUUCUCCACCAGCAAGGACCUCGUCGCCGACGUCCGCGCCGCCACCGUCGACGGCGAGGGCCCCCACGCCGCCCUCCUCGUCGCCGCCCAGGAGAAGCCCUUCCAGCAGGCAACCGAGUACCUGCGCUCAAAGGGCGUCCUCGUCUGCAUCGGCCUGCCCGCCGGCGCCAGGCUCAGCGCCCCCGUCUUCGACACCGUCAUCCGCAUGAUCACCAUCAAGGGCAGCUACGUCGGCAACCGCGCCGACACCCAGGAGGCCCUCGACUUCUUCCGCCGCGGCCUCAUCACCGUCCCCUUCAAGACCAUUGGCCUCAGCCAGCUGCAGGACAUUUACACACUCAUGCACGAGGCCAAGAUUGCCGGCCGCUACGUUGUCGAUCCUACGAGAUAA
Messenger RNA from Trichoderma reesei QM6a, 1125 nucleotides. Its product is annotated as alcohol dehydrogenase. Gene Ontology annotation, molecular function: zinc ion binding; oxidoreductase activity. Bases 64 to 1125 code for a protein of 353 amino acids. The transcript has 2 exons. Lineage: Eukaryota; Fungi; Ascomycota; Sordariomycetes; Hypocreales; Hypocreaceae. The record is from RefSeq and is a predicted model, not a curated record.